AUGCUGGGCGCAAAAUAUCUCUUCGUUGCUCGUCAGAGAGCUGUGUCUUCUCGGGCAAUUUCUAGUCUUUCGAGCAACCCAAGUAUUAAAGUCGUGAAAAGUCCCAAGGCACCCUUUACAAACUAUCUAAGCUACCUUGAUAAAGAACCGCCCAACGAGCACCUGGUAAUUGGAACAACUACACAGCUUCCCCCAACACCCCAGUCCUUCAGUGAGAACCGUGAGUUUGUCAAGAUUCUCGAUGAGGUCGUAUCCGAGUACGGCCACCAAGACGAAGACCUUAUCAAUCAAGCUCGGGCAUUUGCUAGCCCUGGAGGUUUCAACCUGGGGUCGGGAGGGGUCUUUUUCCCUCAAAAACGACCUGAUAGAAGCGGAUCUCGCAAGCAAGGUGCUCGAGGUGCUGCGGGAGGCGACGGCGCAGGCGGCGCAAGCGCACAGGGAGGGGCCGGUGGUGGUGGACGAGGAGGAUAUGUGCAUCUCAGCGACCGAAGGAACCCCCCAGACUUUGGACGGAUAGCAUGGCCUGAGGACAUCUUGGGCAGUGUUGAAGUUGACGAUGCGGGGACCAUUAUUGGCAAGGUACAGCCAAGCGGGACAUAUCGUAUCCUCACCAACGAGGGAAUCCUGGGACUCAGCCCAUUCUUACAAGGAAAACUAGUUGAAAGGUUGAAGCAGGAAGCAGCCAAGCGAGAGUGA
This is a messenger RNA of Fusarium graminearum PH-1, 696 nucleotides long. RefSeq lists its product as uncharacterized. The coding region runs from base 1 to 696 and encodes 231 amino acids. NCBI's taxonomy places the organism in Eukaryota, Fungi, Ascomycota, Sordariomycetes, Hypocreales, Nectriaceae. The transcript has 3 exons. The record is from RefSeq and is a predicted model, not a curated record.